AUGGAUUCCAAUCAAACACACCCCACGGUGACGGGACCGCUGUCUUCAACCGAGACAGCGAUGCUGGAGGUGCUAGUUCCUGGUUAUGGCUUUAUAUCACGCAUUUUGAUGUCAUAUCUCAAUAUCGACAUCAACGCCUACAUCCAACUAGUGGUGGCAAUGGCUGUCUUCGGCGCAAGCAUUCGAUACAUCUACAGUCAAGUCUCAGUCCAUUUCAGCCAUUACUUCAUAUCCAGAGCCGAGAUCCGCCUCGAUGACGAGAUCUUCAAUUACUUGAUGUACUGGAUCUCACGCCAAUCUCACAUGAAACAAACAAACCGAUUUGUGGCGGGCAUCAAAAGCAACGGAUACUGGAGCGACGACGAAGACUCAGAUGCUGGAGAUGAAGACGAAGAUUGGGACACGCCAGGAGAUAAUGGCAAACCUGCUUCCUUCGAUGACUGCUGGGCAAAGGUGCUCAGCCGCGACAAGUACAAAGCCCUCCGAUUCACCCCAGCCCAGGGUUCCCACUACUUCUGGUACCGAAACCGGCCAAUCAUGCUAGAGCGACUGCAUCAACAAGGGAGCGCACGCUGGGUCUUGAACAAUGAGCGACUGUAUCUGUCAUGUCUCGGUCGGGACCCAACCAUCCUGAAGACAUUGCUGGCGGAGGCGCAACAGGCCUACGUUGAGCGCGAUGGGAACCUCACUGUCAUUUAUCGCGGUCAGCGACCAUGUGCUACAUCUGCAUACGAUUGGUAUCGUGGCAUGGCCCGACUUCCGCGUCCUCUCUCAACCGUCAUCCUCGACCAGGAACAGAAACAGUCAUUUAUCGAUGACAUCAAGGAAUAUCUGCACCCUCGGACCCGUCGCUGGUACUCUAAUCGUGGCAUCCCGUAUCGACGUGGAUACCUCUUCCACGGUCCCCCUGGAACCGGAAAGACAAGUCUGUGUUUUGCUGCUGCCGGCUUGUUAGGAUUGAAGCUUUACUUGCUUAAUUUGAAUUCUACAGCCCUGGACGAAGAUGGUCUCGCGUCUCUAUUUGCAGCCCUGCCGCGGCGAUGCAUCGUGCUCCUUGAAGAUAUUGAUGCUGCGGGUAUCACCAGCACUCGAGGAAAAACUAUCAUUUCGACCCCGGAGCCCAUCAUAGACGAGAUCAUCUCAGGCGACGGAGAUGGCGAAGUGGAUGCGACUGCUGUCCCUGAGAUACCUGCCAAGGGCGGUGUCACACUCUCUGGUCUUCUGAACGUCAUUGAUGGCGUUGCUGCCAGCGAGGGCCGCAUUCUCGUUAUGACCACGAAUCAUGCCGACAAGCUGGAUCCUGCUCUUCUCCGACCUGGCCGUGUUGAUAUGACUAUCAACUUUGGUUAUACCAGCGAAGCGGAUAUCAAGGAGAUGUUUAUCUCUAUCUAUAACACAACGAAGAACGAUAUUCGGCGGGUGAAGAGACCACGAACGGCUAGCAAUGGCUCUGCCAAGUCUUCAGCCAGGUGUGUUGAUGAGGAGCGGAGGAAAUCCGAAGACUCUCAGCAUGGAGUCGAGAACGAUGUAUUGCAAGAUGCUCUUCAAUCCAUUCAAUCCCGCAUUUCUCGCCUUGCAGAUGAAUUUGCUGCAAUUGUUCCCAGUGGUGAAUUGACUGCUGCUGAAAUCCAGGGUUAUCUCCUGAAUCACAAGGAAAUACCCGAGACGGCUAUCCAGAGUGCCCCGGAAUGGGUGCGAAAUGCCUUGGAGAAGAAGCAUGCGAGAGAGGAAAAGGACAAGCUUUCCUAG
Molecule: messenger RNA, 1749 nt
Organism: Penicillium nucicola
Lineage: Eukaryota; Fungi; Ascomycota; Eurotiomycetes; Eurotiales; Aspergillaceae
Product: BCS1 and AAA domain-containing protein
Exons: 1
Coding region: 1-1749 (582 amino acids)
Biological process (GO): protein insertion into mitochondrial inner membrane from matrix; mitochondrial respiratory chain complex III assembly
Cellular component (GO): mitochondrial inner membrane
Molecular function (GO): ATP hydrolysis activity; ATP binding
Source: RefSeq, a predicted model, not a curated record